Molecule: messenger RNA, 906 nt
Organism: Rotaria sp. Silwood1
Lineage: Eukaryota; Metazoa; Rotifera; Eurotatoria; Philodinida; Philodinidae
Source: the annotation of a GenBank genome assembly
AUGGCUAAACCAUAUUGUAUACGAAUGACAAAUGUUUCGUUUAAAACAUAUUCAGAGAAACUUCUCAAUUAUGUCAAUCAUUGUUAUUUUAUUCCUCUACCAUAUAAGAAUCAAAUUCGAGCUCAAGAACAAGCCCAAAUUAUUGCAUCGAUUCGAGAAAUAAUUAAAAAACACAAACUUAUUGUUCAUCUGGCUGAUAAGGCGGAAUUAUCACAUUUAUAUUUUAAUCCUAAAACACAUAAGGAUGAUAUUCCAGUACGACCCAUUGAAAAUACAAUUCAUUCACCAACAAAAAAUAUUUCCGACUUUUUCGAUCAAUUAAUACGGCCUAUAUUCGAUGAGAAAUGUAGUAUAACAACAAUUAUUAGUGGCACUUCUUUAAUUAAUCAAUUGAAAACAUAUAUUAAUAAAGGUCUUUUUAAAUCGUCAACUCUUUUUUGUACCUUUGAUAUACGUAAUUUGUAUACUAUGUUACCACAAGAUGAAGCAUUAAAAAUUCUGACUGAAUUUCUUCAACAUUAUGGAUAUACGAAAGUUGUUAAAAUUUAUCUUAAUACAAUAGGCGAAUUAGCUACAAUAGUAUUAAAAGAAAAUGUCUUUGCCUAUGGUAAUAAAAUCUAUCAACAAAUUCUUGCUAGUGCUAUGAGUUCAUCAUUUACAUUAACUUUAGCCAAUAUUCUCAUGUGGAAUUGGCAACAAAAAUUGGUUGAUCAACAAGAGAAAACAGGUGAAUUUUUGGUCGCUACAGAACCUUCUUUUAUACCAUUUACAUCGGAUCAUCCUCAACAUGUUUUCGGAAAUAUAAUACAAAGUUCACUUGCACGAGCAGUUCGAUAUUCAUCUACAUUUGAAGCCUUUCAAAACGAACAACGUUAUAUUGAAUUUAUGCUCUUAUAUAAUGGGUAA